Molecule: messenger RNA, 1052 nt
Organism: Alligator sinensis (Chinese alligator)
Lineage: Eukaryota; Metazoa; Chordata; Crocodylia; Alligatoridae
Gene: METTL1
Product: methyltransferase like 1
Exons: 6
Coding region: 16-831 (271 amino acids)
Biological process (GO): RNA (guanine-N7)-methylation; tRNA methylation
Cellular component (GO): tRNA methyltransferase complex
Molecular function (GO): tRNA (guanine(46)-N7)-methyltransferase activity
Source: RefSeq, a predicted model, not a curated record
GGGCCCGGCCGGGCCAUGGCGGUGCCGCAGAAGCGCUUCUACCGGCAGCGCGCCCACGCCAACCCCCUGGCGGACCACACGCUGCGCUACCCCACCAGACCCGAGGAGAUGAACUGGGCUGAGAUCUACCCCGAGUUUUUUGCCCCGUUGCCCCAGGACGACAGUCACGAUGAUCCAAAGGACGCGGAGGAAAGAGCGCGGCCCCGGGCGCGCGUGGAGUUUGCUGAUGUCGGCUGUGGCUACGGCGGCUUGCUGGUGGAGCUGUCUCCGCUGUUCCCCGACACGCUCAUGCUGGGCCUGGAAAUCCGGGUAAAGGUCUCGGACUACGUGCGGGACCGGAUCCAGGCGCUGCGGGCGUCCCAGCCUGGGCAGUACCAGAACAUCGCCUGCAUUCGGAGCAACGCCAUGAAGCACCUGCCCAACUUCUUUCGCAAGGGCCAGUUGACCAAGAUGUUCUUCCUAUUCCCUGACCCCCACUUCAAGAAGACGAAGCACAAGUGGCGCAUCAUCAGCCCCACGCUGCUAGCGGAGUACGCUUAUGUGCUGCGGGUCGGGGGCCUGGUGUACACCAUUACUGACGUGGAAGAGGUGCAUGAGUGGAUGGGGGAACACUUCAGUGAGCAUCCGCUCUUCCCGCUCUCCCAGCCGGUGCCAUUGGAAGAGAUGAGCUCUGAUCCCAUCGUGGACUGUCUGGGCACCGCCACCGAGGAGGGCAAGAAGGUGCAGCGCAGUGGUGGCAAGACCUUCCCGGCCGUCUUCCAGCGCAUUGAGGACAAGGUUCUGCAGGGAGCACCAGGUCCAGGGCAGCCCCAGGACGCAGCGGGCACGUGAUGGGACUCUGGGGAGGUGUCCACUCCCUUCUUGGCUCUGACGGGCCAAGCACUGGGCAUGGCCUUGUCUGUCCAUCCAUCCUUCCUGCAGCCCAGGGGUGCCUAAGCUGUGACUUCUUCUUCCUGAGCAGCUCUGGCUGUGGGUGCAGAGGCUCUGGGCCCAGGGACUUUGCCAGCGCUGCAGCUGGACUUAUUGAUCGCUAAAUAAACCCUCAACCCAGC